This is a messenger RNA of Anolis sagrei ordinatus, 2385 nucleotides long. Its product is annotated as complement factor H-related protein 5-like. Gene Ontology annotation, biological process: complement activation. Gene Ontology annotation, molecular function: complement component C3b binding. The record is from RefSeq and is a predicted model, not a curated record. NCBI's taxonomy places the organism in Eukaryota, Metazoa, Chordata, Lepidosauria, Squamata, Anolidae.
CCCCUCUUUGGUUAGACUAUUAGGCAAACUGCAGCAGAACACAAAUAGAAGGAAGAAUUGAUUAAAAAAACCAAAUGAAAGUACCAUGUAGAAUCAUCCUCUGAAGUCAUUACUAACUGGUAGUACAGAUUCUUCUGUACAGACCAGUUGUAAGUUGUCUGGAUCACUAUGAAGUGCUGGUUGGUCUGUUCCAUUGCAUUUCUGCUGUCGGGAUGCUGUCUCUCACAAGAUGAAACAACCAUCUGUGUCCUCUUUGACAUACCUAAUGGUUUUUUUAUUGAAUCAACUGGAAGUUUUAAUAUUAGUAAUACAACAACCUAUGGCUGCCAGACUGGCUUCACAACUCCACAAGGACUACCCAGAGGAGAGACAACAUGUCUUCUAGAUGGAUGGGUACCCAAACCAGAAUGUAUCAAGACGUGCCCAAAGCCAAUGGACGAGAACAUUAUCUUUAGCACAACUAAACCAGCUGCAUUACUGGAGGAAAAACUGAUCUUUGAAUGUACAGAUGGACAUGAAACCAUUAAUAAGAAAAGAGGUGGCCAAGCAGUAUGCACACUGACAGGAUGGAGUCCAAAGCCUCAGUGCCUAUCUAUAGAAUGUGAAAUACCCAUUCUGGAGCAUGGAAGCAUUCAUCCAAGAAAAGAUCAAUAUGUGAACAGAGAUGUGGUGAAAUUUUCCUGUAUCAGAGGAUACACAAGAGUGGGUUCUGACUCUGCACAGUGUUAUCACUUUGGAUGGUCCCCACCGCCUCCAACUUGUAAAGAAAAUGUUACCCCUUGUCAGCAACCACCCAGGAUUUCACAUGGCAAUCUUAUUGGUGACCUUCACGAAGAAUAUCAGCAUGGGGAGAAGGUGGCUUAUGAGUGUGACAUCCGUUUUGGAAUGGUUGGAUCAAGCACUGUAGAAUGUGUUGAUGGAGAAUGGAUGUUUUUGCCAUCAUGCAUAGAGGAAGAAAAAUCAUGUGGACCACCUCCCAAUAUCACAAAUGGGCAUCCUGUCAUUGUUGACAACAAAAACAAAUACUGGCAUGGUGAAACUGUGCAAUAUGUUUGUGACCAAACCUUUGUCAUUCUUGGGACCAAUGUAGCCAGGUGCCUUCAUGGACAGUGGGAGGUACCUUCAUGUACAGAUGGUGCAGCAAAAUGUAGACGUCCAAAGAAUGCAAAAUUUGUACCAUAUGCUCCUCUUACAAAGAUGUUUGACAAUGGCACAGCUGCAAACUAUAUGUGUGGUUCCAGUCUUCAUACAACACAAUGUAAUCAUGGAAAAUGGUCACCUGAACCAGAAUGCAAUGUUAAAGAACUUUGUCCACCACGCCCUCAGCUUCCUAAUGCUAUCAAUGAAAUUGAGAUGAAAAACUACAGAAGUGGUGAAGAGAUAAGCUUCACGUGUAAGGAGCAUUUUCGUCUUCAAGGUCCCCAAAAAAUAUUGUGUAAAGAUGGAAGUUGGCAGACGCCCCCACGCUGUGUUGAUGCAGAAGGAAGAUGUGGUCGCCCACCUUCUAUAGAAAAUGGAGAUAUUUCAGACACUCUAAUGACAGACUAUAUGUCAGGUGCAACAGUGCACUAUAAAUGUUUACUGUUCUACCGAAUGGAAGGAGUCCCAACAGUACAUUGUCACAAUGGUACCUGGACAGAAAGGCCAAGGUGCACAGAGGCUUGUACAAUAACUGAAGAAGAUAUGAGUUAUAACAAUAUAAGCUUGAAGUUGGCAGUGGGUCCAAAACUGUAUAUCGAAUCUGGAGAAACAGUAGAGUUUAUCUGCAAAAAGGGCUAUCAGGCAAAUCCAACCUCCUCUCCAUUCAAAGCACUCUGUACUGCAGGCAGGAUGGAGUAUCCAGUAUGCAUAGAGGCAGAUUGAGUGAAUCCGAAGAAGCAUACAGCUGCUACUUGGAAACAUCACAAUUUUCCAAACAUCUUUUUUUUCAAAAUGCCAUAUGUAUCUAUUGUUGUAGUUAUAUUUUCAAUAGUUAAUAGAUAAAUGUUGAAGAAGUUGGUGACACUGUUGCUUUGGGUUAAUUUAUCCAUGCAGAGUUUUUGCAAGAACUACUCUAGGUUUUACAGGAUCUGACCAAUGUGCUGAAUUUAUUUCGGAAAUAGAAUUUGGCAUCUUGAACAGCUUCCACAAAGUUUAAGAGUAGCUUUCAUGAAACACAACAUGGAUUUGAUAUUGAACGCGCCCCCCCCCCCAAUCAAAUGAUCAAAUUGUAUGAACUUGAUACUGUGGCGAAGCAUUUCGCAGGUUAACAUAGUUUUUAUAUUAUCCAAAUGAAUUAUGCCAACCUAUGACGGUCCGAGCAGAUUCAACAGCAGCCAACAGCACCCAGAGAACACUUCUAUCCUCCUUAUUCCUUUUAAUUUUAAUAAAUGAAGUUACUUUUAA